AUGUUUCAGAUCAGCACGUUGAAGCUGGAGAUGAUGAAGCAGGAGGAUGUUCUCGUUCCAGAUGUGCAGCAGCUAGGUGCUCCAGGGCAGGCAGCCCAAAGGGAGCUCCAGGAGCAGGUCUCAGCACAGGCAGAUAAGAUGAUGCUUCCCACUGCUUCCCAGCAACCAGAGGAGAAGCCACCACAUGUGAUGGAAGCAGAGCAGAUAACUGCAGGACUUGCUGAGCCUCCAAAACUAGAGCUGCCACCAGCAUCCACCCUUCACACAUGUGUCCCUGAGGAGGAGGAUGCUGGGAAUGAUCUGUCAGGGGUGGUCCUUGGUGACAGCUCACUGGUGGCUGCAGCCAACAGCAGCACACAGCCUCAAAGUCAGCUCUGGGAAGAGCAGAGCAAGGACCUCAACGUUGGUCAGCAGGAGAAGCAGCAAGCUGGGCAGAAAACCAGCCAGGAAGGCAAGUCCAACCCAGGAAAACCAGGGGCCAUGACUACAGGUGGGGCAGGAGCUACCCCAAGGGUUUCUCCUGGAGCCUCCCUGGAGCCAGACCAUCUCUACAACGUGCUGUUUGUUGGGGACUCCAACGUGGGCAAAACCUCGUUCCUGUACCGGCUGCACACCGACACCUUCAACCCACAGCUCACUGCCACUGUAGGAGUGGAUUAUCAGAUCAAGACCUUCGUGGUGGACAACAAGUGCUUUGCUCUCCGUCUGUGGGACUCGGCUGGCCAGGAGAGGUACCGCAGCCUCACCAGGCAGCUCUUCCGGAGGGCGGAGGGGGUGGUGCUGAUGUACGAUGUCUCCUCCCAGAGCUCCUUCUCCGACGUGUGCUACUGGCUGAGCUGCAUCCAGGAAGGAGCAGAAGAUGGGGUCACUAUUCUGCUUCUUGGGAACAAAACCGACUGUGCUGCAGAGAGACAGGUCCCCACGAAGGAGGGGGAACGUCUGGCCAAGGAGCACCAGCUCCUCUUUUAUGAAUGCAGCGCUGCCUCGGGCCACAAUGUCUCCGAGUCCAUGGUCAGCUUAGUCAGGUUGCUCAAAGAUCGUGAAGAUACAUUUAAAAAUGAGGUAGAAGAGGUCCCAAAGCCACCCCAGAAGAAAAAGGGCUGCUGUUGGUGA
This is a messenger RNA of Merops nubicus (carmine bee-eater), 1113 nucleotides long. Its product is annotated as ras-related protein Rab-13-like. Gene Ontology annotation, molecular function: GTPase activity; GTP binding. Bases 1 to 1113 code for a protein of 370 amino acids. The record is from RefSeq and is a predicted model, not a curated record. Lineage: Eukaryota; Metazoa; Chordata; Aves; Coraciiformes; Meropidae. The transcript has 6 exons.